GUUACCGACGUCACGUGGUGCGGGCUGGGCCAAUGAGAAGCCGCCUCGAGCGUUUGAAUUUGUCAUCCCGUUGGUUGUUUGGUGCCCGCGGCCACCGUCGCUUCCUCGCAGGGUGGUGGCCUCAGGUGGAACUAUGGCCCGCGAGAGAGAGUGCCACGGGACCUCCAGCGGUGUGGCCCAACCCCCGAAGGACGUGCCCAAAAUGAGGUCCCACAAGGAAAGCCUCGCUCGAUUAAAGGAAAAAAUAUCAAACAAACGAAUCCUAAAACUCUCCCGGACGAAUGCCACCGUGACUCACAACCUGGCGACGAAGGCCAAGACGAGGCGACUGAAUGUGUCAUCGCGGCAGACACUUCUGGCGAGCAACAAGGCGCUGGCACUGGCACUGGAGGCAGAGAAGCACAAGGGCAGCAUGGCGAUCAGCCUGAUGAACGAGAUGCGACACACGUGUUACGUGCAGAUGUUAAAGGCCUCCGUGCUCAAGAGGCGCCUCAACGUGGCUGAGACGAGCUGCGAGGAGGCCCAGAUUGUGGUCGCAACAUUGCAGGAUCUCCUCGUCCACGUUUGCAAUAACAACGCUGAGCUGCUGUCUGCAGGGCUCAAGGCGUGCGCCCAGAUGAAGAAAGUCACUCCGGGUCAAGCAAGGGUUGUGGAAAACGAAUUUGGAGCAUCAUCUGCACAAGCUUUACCUUCACAGAUCGUGAUGCCGCAGCGGAUUCCAGUAGGAAUGAGCCGCAACGAGGAAGAGGUGGUCUCUGCUCCUGAGAAGCGAAACGAGUGCUCGCCACACAGCCCUGGGCCAGUUGCCACCACCGCAAGGCUUUCGGGGCUUAAGCUCAGCUUCUUGGACACGACCGCCACAGAGGAGAACGAGCGUCUGCCUGUGGCUUUGGCAUUAGAACCAACCCUGCCCUCCUACAUCACCUCACGCCGGCGUAAAGACUUGACCACCAAUCCGGUCCUCACUAUUGUCAAUGAAGAGAUGAAUGCGGCCGGCGUGACCGAGUGCAAGAUUCCCGCCUUGGAGGUGGACAGCUUCAGCGAGCCGGUGCCCAACACGAGCACUACUACCGAGAAGACCGUGUACAGCCAAUUGGACAUGGAGAUGACGUGCGACUGCUCCGUCAGCAUCGAAGUCAUCAGGACUAACAAGACGGAAAAUGCAAAGGACCCCACUCUGACCUCGGUGCAGUCUACACCGAGCAAGGCCGAGGGAACCGCGGCUCGUUGGGAUGAGCAGGAGAAUGACAAGGAGAAUGACAAGGAGAAUGGCAGCAGGCCCAGGGUACGUUCCAAGUCUGGGAAGAUUAAAUCUGCUCAUCUCGUGAACAAGGUCUCGCAAGCGGGAGCCGCCAACAAGGCGCAGCGUAACACCCGGAGCGAGAGUGUGGCGACAGUCGAGAAGACAAGAAGGGCGAGAAAUGUGAAGUACAAAUCUUCGCCGAUAGGAGGGGGAGGCCUUGAUGAUAGAGCCGGGGAUGACGACGAUGCAUUCGACUUUGAUUUGAAGGAGAUGUUGUAUAAGACCCCCUUUCGCUUCACGUCCAGAGUGGCGGUGGUGGCAGAGGAAGAGCAGGAGCUGGUGCCAAUACCUUCACUGACUAUGCCUGCAAAUAAGAAGUGCAGUGCAUCAAGCACAUUGGCCGAGGCGAGCGUUGCAAUCCCCCAGCAACUCGUCGACCGAACCAAUGAGGCGACGGCUGUAACCGGCACCCCACCGGCACACGGCCACCAGCUGAUGCUGAGUGAACCCAAGAGGCCCAAGAUAUCUGUGAUGCCAACCUCGGAACGCCGCUGCAGGUCACUGGUGAACUACAAGCUGCCGAACAUCAAUACGAAGCUACGGCGAGGUGACGAGUUCACGGACGCACAAUUCCUCUCCUCUCCGAUCUACAAGACUGAACAGAAGAAGAAAAAGCGGCAGAAGCGAGGCGCCAGAACUAUUCCCCAGAUGUCUUGUUUUGAGGAGGCCGAUGUUGCAUCGGCUAACCCGCCACCUGCUUUACAUUGCAUUCAAGAAUACAAUUAACAAACCUUUUCAUGGGUUAUUGCAAGAGUUCACUUGGUAACUUUCAAUUGUUUUGAAUGUGUUAUUUUUAAGCUUUUUUACCAGGAAAGGAUUACCCUCAUGACUUUUAUUCCAGAGGGUUCUGCCCAAGUUUUGCAGUAGGGAGGUGAUUUCCAUGUCUCAAUCAAUAUCAUUAACUGUGGAGUCAUUGACCAAGGUUCACGUUAACCUGUGCUCAAGGUUUGUGUACAAGUUGACGGAUUUGCUUUGUCAUUUAACAUUUUGCAACUUCUGACGUUAAUACCAGAACAAUGGCCUACUCUUGUUAAUGCCGUUACAGGAUAUAGUUAACGUCCACUGUGAAGCAGACGGCACACUUUUACAGUUAAUUACAUGCGUAGCGUUAACCAGGGUGGCCUCUUGAUUAGAAUGUGCCGCCACAACAAGUGAAUAACGCGUUGCCGCGAGGCCAUGUCACCACUCAUUUGAAUGUUGCAUCUUUACAAAGCAUAAUUUUGAUUUUAAUCGAUGUGGGUUUGUUAAUAAAAUCUGGAACUGUG
Molecule: messenger RNA, 2568 nt
Organism: Lethenteron reissneri (Far Eastern brook lamprey)
Lineage: Eukaryota; Metazoa; Chordata; Hyperoartia; Petromyzontiformes; Petromyzontidae
Gene: SGO1
Product: shugoshin 1
Biological process (GO): meiotic chromosome segregation
Cellular component (GO): nucleus; chromosome, centromeric region
Source: RefSeq, a predicted model, not a curated record